ACGGUUCGCGGCGGUCCUGCGGUGUCGCCCGCUGGAUCGUUCGGGAGGAAGAUGACGGUCGAUGACCUGAUCGCGCGCCAGAUGCGCGUGAGUCGUCAGGAGAAGUCUCACUGCGACUCGGUCUCGUUCGACCGCGACUGCGCGAACGCGUUUCAGCACUACGUCAACGAGUCGCUUGCGUUCGCGGUUAAGCGAGGUGGAUUCAUGUACGGCACGGUCUCGGAGGAAGGACAGGUUGAGGUGGAUUUCAUAUACGAGCCGCCGCAGCAGGGAACCGAAGAGAAUCUGCUUCUCAUGAGAGACGGGGAGGAAGAGAAACGCGUGGACGCAAUUGCCAUGGGACUGGGGAUGAGGAGGGUGGGGUUUAUAUUCACUCAGACAGUGAUGCAGGACAAGACAGACUACACAAUGUCGAACAAGGAGGUGUUACAGGCGGUGGAGCUUCACGCUGAGAGCGAGUUGAAGGAGUGGGUCACUGCGGUGGUGAAGCUCGAGGUCAAUGAAGACGGCGGCGCCGACGUCCACUUCGAGGCGUUUCAGAUGAGUGAUAUGUGCGUAAGGUUAUUCAAGGAAGGGUGGUUCGAGACGGAGAUUGGUCCGGACGAUGAUCCGAAGAUUUCCAAGAUGAAGAAGGAGGUGGUUGUCGGUGUGAAGGAUGUUAAGGAGGUUGACAACGACUUCUUCCUCGUCGUCGUCAAGAUCUUGGAUCAUCAGGUUGGUUUUUUUGUGCCCUGGAAGAGCUUAUGCAUUAUAACGGGGGUCUUCUGACAGUUCUUUAGGUAGUGGGUUUGAGGAAUGGUUUUAGUUUAGAAGCUUUGCAUCAGUGAUGGAUAAAAUGGCACGCCUCUCUCAGACCAUCGUGUCAUUUACUUGUAAUAUGUUACAAAUCUGCAGCUAUGUUAGGAUAUUGC
Tarenaya hassleriana is the source of this 911-nucleotide messenger RNA. RefSeq names its product NPL4-like protein 1. Gene Ontology annotation, molecular function: ubiquitin protein ligase binding; ubiquitin binding. The annotation marks the transcript as partial. The record is from RefSeq and is a predicted model, not a curated record. The transcript has a single exon. Gene Ontology annotation, biological process: ubiquitin-dependent protein catabolic process. Gene Ontology annotation, cellular component: nucleus. NCBI's taxonomy places the organism in Eukaryota, Viridiplantae, Streptophyta, Magnoliopsida, Brassicales, Cleomaceae.